AUGUACAUAAGUUCGACGAAGCUGGCAACUUGCCCCUUAACAAGAAUCGUUAUUUUGGUGUUGUAUGUAACCACCCUUCAACCUACUUCCUCGCUUGCUACUUUAAAUGCAGACGGUGUUGAUAAGUACGUGAUAACGAGAAGAGGUAGAUAUGAUACCGACCUGUUCAUGGUUCUGUACAAAACUGGCUUCCAAUGCCCCUCAGAUGUUUGUGUCAACACCUCGGCUUUGGUAAACAAUACCACACCAUGUAGCUGUUCGUGUAAUAUCAACACUCAAACCUUCCUCCCGGAAUUAGGCAGUUGUGGUGAUACAGCUAGUAUAAAAAAAAUUCUGUUUGGAGGUAAGUGAAUUAAUUAACAUCGAAAGCUUUAAACAAGAGUUAUUUGAUCUUAUCAUGAUUACGAUUUUACUACUUAUUGAUAUUUCUUUGUUUUUAUAAAAUGAUCGCAUGAUCAAUCAAACAAUUUAAGGAGAGUUACGAACAGUGGUACCAUAAACAAAUUACUGUGAGUUUUGUCUGGUCGAGAAAUUAGUAAAAUUUCCGCACAGCCCCAUCCUACGUUAUGCAUUCAGUUCUUUGGACAGAGAAAACAAUGACAAAAACAAUACAUUGCCAUUGGGAAAACAGAUUUGUUUUACAAUAGUAUGGGGCUGUGCGAAAAUUUUAUCUUAUCUAACCCAAAUGUAGAACAAUAUUAUGGUAUGGCCAUUUACAUAGCAUUAUCCCAGCAAUAGUAUUUUGCCCUGUGUUUAUUUUCAAGGUUUUGUUUAGGAGGAUGCAGAGCUCUCAAGUUUAUAGGCUGGCAGAGAGUGGGAGUUUCAAUCACAUAGUUGUAAAUUGACACGCCACAGGCAUUGCAUGUGUGUGUGUAUGUGUGCAUGGGGGAUCUUAAAUAUGUGAGAAACAAUCAUUUCAGAGUGAGAGUGCAAGAUUGAAUUCCUAUGCAUGAGUCUCAUGCUCAAGAUGAUGUGAUUAUUGAGAGCUCAAUUUCUGGGGAUCUGGCCUAUAUAAGGGGGACUUAGCUGGUUAAUACUUCAGAAUAGAACAAGUGACUGAUUUUGUGGCCCUUCGCAAGUCUUAGAUAAGCACCCCCUUUCUUGUAAGCCCCUCUCUAAAAUGAGCCUCUUGUCUACUUCAAGGAAGCCACUCUCUAAAAUGAGCCUCUUGUCUUCUUCAAGGACUGCUGGAGAGUAAUAAGCCUAGCGAACUGUUCAUUAGAGUGUUUAUGGUAUGGGAACAAUAGAAGCAAUCCUUCUACCUGUGCACUUUACAUUUUAAAAGAGAUGGAAAAGUUUACUUGAAUGAGAGAAAUAGUGGUUAUUAAAUGAAUUCAUCACAGACACAAGAGGUAUCUUCAAGGACAUUGAGUGUGCAAUAAACAGUGCCAAAAAUGUACAGGUUUCUCGAAAUACUGUUUUGCCUCUAUGUUAAAUGACUUUCAUCAUUUGACAGAUCUGAAAUUCUAGUUGCCUGCAUGGAGACUCUCGCUUUUAUGGAAUUUAUACUUUAUGAAAGAGGCCGUUUACAACAUAUCAUUAAUAAUUUAUGGUUGACCAGUCUUGCCUGCCUUCUGCCUUCAGAUGACCACAUUUCCAUCCAAAAAAAAAAUCUCUCAGUCUGCUUUGGUGAUCACCUAGCUUGCUUGUUAAUUGUUACUGGUGAUAUAUAAAGUCUUGAUUAUGCUGAAUUAGUUUUGUUGCCUUUGGUUAUUUUGUAGAUUGCUCAGAAGCACUUGGUAUGGAAAGUAGGAAAAUCAAAAAUUCCCAACUAAAGUCCUCUCGUAGUUUUCCAGGUUUUAGUCCUCCUGAGGGAAGACUAAAUAAUGUUAAGGCCUGGUGUGCUAGAUUUUCUACUGCAGAAGUGUUUUUAGAGAUUGAUUUACUUGAGGUCAGGCAUGUCUCAGCCCUUGCAACUCAAGGAUUCAAAAGGAAAUUCUUCAACUAUGUUAAAACAUUUAAGAUAAAGUACAGUUAUGAUGGCAAAACAUGGUUUGAUUACCAAGAUGACAAUGGUGGAACAAAGGUAUGAAUUUUAAACUUUGGUAGUUUUCUUUUAGUGUCAAUAUUGAUGUUCUGGGAAAGAAUUUACCAUCACUACACAUCCAAUGAUGCAGUUGAGACAGAAAAUAUUAACCAUCAGGCCUAAUGGAAGGAAUCACUACUGCCCCCUCCCCCUUCCAUCCCACCUGUUUGUUUUUGUCUUUUGUCAUUAUCUUUGUGAUUCUGAAAAUAUUCAAAGCUGGCUGCUUUAUAUCAUUAGGUGUUGUGAUAUCUUUAUUUGAUAGAGACUGUUUUAAUUUUCUUGAAUUUAUGGAUUGAAAAUUCAUAACAACAUUUUUUCAUCCUCUGAAUGAUUUGACCUUUACAUGACUGUAUAUAUUAACCAAGCCUUUUGUCAAUAUUCUUUUGUUCUUAUGAAUUAAUGUUUCACUUAAUGUCCACUUUCAGGAAUUUACUGGAAAUAAUGACACAGACACCAUUAAGUACAAUUACUUCAGAGGGACAUUUGAAACAAGAUUCCUCAAAUUAUAUCCUAAAGACUAUAACACAAGAGCAAAUAAAUGUCUCAGAGUUGAGGUAUAUGGAUGUAAAGACAAUGCUGGUGAGUGAAUUAAUGUGUGAAUCAGUGUAUGUGUGCCGAAUAUGGCUGCCACAUUAAAUGCUCCUCGAAGAAUUUUAUUAUUAUUAAUUAAAAUAUGAACAGCUGAUUCAACCUUUGACUUUCUCUAAAUGAUGAUGCACUUUAAGACAAAAAUGCAAUGAAAUUUAGGAGUGGAAACUUUCAAAAGCAAAUAGUUCAUGUUAUAACUGGCUUCACAUAACCCCAUAUAAACUCUUUAAAAAACUCUGCAUAACAGUUGCUGGUGAUUAUUAUGCUAGAAUUCUUCAAAAUAAAUGGUUGAUGUGUUGUCAUUUCUUCUUUUUUUUUUCGCAGUUUGCUCUCGUUUCUUUGAGUGGCCCUUUUUUCUGAAAUCCCUUAACCUUGCAAAGGAAGGACAUUUGAAUAUAAAUUCUGCUGAUAGCUAUCAAAGCUGUCAAGUGGUUCCUGGAAGCGCAGCAUACUACAAAUAUCAACUUGGAAACAAGUGGAUGGCAAUAAACCAAGACAUCUUUAAAGUUGAAGAAGUACAAGGCAAACUAGUUUUUAAGGUUAUGUAUCCAGGGUUUAUAUCCACUAAGAGCCUAACCUUUCACAACUGCUUUUAUGCACAGGGCUCUGGAUAAAUUGAUUGAUUUUGUGUUCAUUAAUUAUUAAUUUCAUUAGUGGGCAGAUACCACAGACGAAAACAUUUUGGGAAGAAUUGUACAAAUAAAGGUCACUUGUAACUAUUCAGCAGUGGCAUCUAGACCACCUAAAACUGCUUGUCUGAUUUUCAAGACCUCAGGACAAAUAAUUUGUGAGUAUGUUUUCCUUGAAAUUUAUAAGAAUUGAUACAUGUAGCUUUUUAACCUGAGAUAUGUCAAGAGUUUGGAAGCAGUAGAGUAACUAUCUUCUAAAAUUUAUAAUUCUUGGUGUUUGUGGCAGCUCAUUAUACAUGUAACCCUAAGGGUUGUUAAUCCUCAUGUUCCAAUGAUUAUUUGAUAAGGUUCUAUAACUAUGUUAUGUGCACCUUCAUAUUGCUUGUAUAGCCCUACAUAAAAUACUAAUUUUUGUAAUGUAUGAGGCAUUUUUAGUGUACUUGACACUGUUCCUUUGCUGAAGGUUGGUUUAUUGCAGUGCUAUCCCUGCAUAUUACUUUGGGUUUACUUACCAUCGGCCAGUACCUAUUUAUACUCCUGUGAUGAGAAAGAGGCUUGAUCUGAUUGUUAAUUCUCCCCUUUGGCUGCUACACAUUCCACACAUAAAUUAGUAACAAUAAUUUGGAGUUAGAUCAAGGGAAAGACUUGUACCUGAUAAGGUUGAGUAUUCUAAUCACCUGUUUGCUACAUAAUGUAUGGAUAUUUCAGGGAGAAGUUGCAUGUUAGUCACUUCUGGGAGUUAAUGGGUUAAGUGUCUUGCCCCAGAGUGCUACCUGUAUAUCUCUGGCCAGCUGGGCCCAAGCCCAGGCCUUUUUGGUUACCAUGUCUGACGGCAAAUAGGCCGUUGCAAGUUAUUCUUCAGCCCAAUAUCUUGCUUAAUUACUUGUGGGGGCUGGGUAACAUGAAAUGGAUUAGCAUCUUAUUCAGUGAGGGGGAUUACCUUUGCUCUGUGUACAGUAACAAAUAUGGGAAAACAAAAGUUAAGAAUUUUUUUUUACCAUUGUUAACAUGUAUCUCUUACUUUUCAGUGGAUCUAAGCACUACGGCAAAGACAACACCAUAUAUUCCUUUAGUGACCACAGCGACUUCCGAGGUUUGUGCUGGAUGUAGUCUUCAUUAUCAAAAGAAUGUUGAAUGUUCUGUCCUGUUUGUUCUUUUGAGGAGGUUGAUGAACUUCUUGUAGGUGAAAAUAGAAAUGUUUUUCGGUUUACAAAAGAGGACAGUUCCUCUAGUGCGAAGAGAAAUAUAAAUAUAACUGGUGAAGAGUUACCUCGCCCGCAAGCGGGUUCUUAUGACAAACGCUGUUGAACGCGCGUUUUUCAGCCCGCGGGAAGAUUUAAGACGAGUCAGGGAGAAGUUAGCCGGGGGUAUGGCACAAGUAAUUACAGUGCUAGACUCCUUACAGACGUCUCGCUGGCUCGCGAUGCUUAAGGGCGUGUGUUUUCCAGCGGGCGAAGGAAUGCUAAAAGCUAAAAGUAGUUGCCAUAAAUAUUUGAAACUAAAACAAGCGCAGGAUUUAUGUCUGUCAAGAGCCUUCUUUAGCGGCUCCUAUUUGGAGUGCCUCAUAAUUGGAGUUACUAUUUGUGUUUAUGUGGUGGUUGGUUUUUUAAUUGUCGUAAUUAAUAUAUCCAAUUGUGACAGCAAUGGGGUAAAAACUUCAAAUAUAGUCUUAACAAUCCUCAUUGAAAAGGGUACCUUUAGUAAAAUGAGUGCACAGUUACUGUAACUGUCCAAAAAUUGUCGGCAACACAAAGAAAUACCAAAUACCUAUCCUUGGUUUGUCUCAUUUAGUUAAAAAAGAAGUGUAGGUAGAAGCCAAUUUUCAAGUCGGUCAGGUCGCUCGAAGCAUUUCAGUUAUAAUUAUAACUAAUAAUAACUAAAUAGUUAUAAGGUAAGGCUUAUGCGGUUCAUCAAUUUAGUAAACCAACAACAAUUAACAACUACUCACCGAAGUGAAGGUGACUAGUGACUAGUGGUGGAUAUUUACAUAUCCACCACUCGUCACCGACUCUGAGGUGAAUAGUUGUUAUAGUAUGUUCUAAAUCGGAGACAUAAUGUAGUCGCAAAAAAAUAUGAUUUGAACUAAUUUAUUCCUGCAACAGUUACAAUAUAUUCGGGAAAAAAUCCUGCGUGCAUUACUCAGAGGUGAAUAGCAAAGGAUGUACAUACGUUGUGUAGCCAAUCAGAGUGUGCUUUCAACGCUACCCAAUGUUUUAGUAUACUGCUAACAGAUGUUAGUAUAUACCACUCAAGUGAAUACUGCAUUUCGCGCCCUCUGAUUGGGUAGUUAGGAAGUCAAUUGGAAGUAGUAUUUACUUCUGAGCAGCAGAAGAGAUAAAUUUAAUUUGCGACCAUUUUUCGGUAUAUUGAAAGAAAUAAACUAGUUUUUCGUAUCUCUUUGGUGUAUACUACACAAUUGUUCACCUCAACUUUGGUGAAUAAUUGUUUAACAUUCCAUGCAGAUGUAUUUAGUGACAGAACCUGUUGAAGGCACAGAUGAAAAAGACACAAGUACGAAUGGAAGCAGCAAUGGAUCUGGAGUUUUGAUUGGUGUUGCUGUGGCAUGUGCAGUUGUGUUUGCAAUUAUCCUUAUUCUCCUCGUUGUAUUUUGCAAGAGGAGAAAAUUGUAAGUUCCAUCAACUACAUGUGCGAGUACAACCUAUCUCAGAUUAAAUGGCUCGCAGAUGGAGUAGUUACAAAAAGUGGGUUCUGAUACAUUUUGAAAUCAAUUUUGAUUUCAACUCAACUCAUGAAUUUAAGAUUGAUUUCAAGUCAACCUUAAAAUCAACCUUGAUUUCAAAACACAGUUCUUGCACAUUUUGAAAUUAUGCAAACUUUAUUUUAAAGGCAACUUGAAUUAUUCGUAGGUGAAUAAUUUUGACAUCCUCUUCACAAUGUCUCGCUCUUGAGUUAUGUAGAGGGUUUGAAUAUUAUCAUCUUUAAUGAUCCUCUUGUCACGCUUAUAGAUUGUCUGAAAAGCCUUUGAGACCUCAGAAGAAUCUUUUGAGGUGAGAGGUUCACCAGCCUUGAGUUUGCUUGUAACAUCAACUGUUUAUGCAUACUUGUAGACUUUCCGCGACCUUUCGGUCGCUUUGUCAUAAGGAAGGAAAAGAAGAUCAGCUUGAUGAACUGUAUUUGGAGAUUCAACAUCAAAAGUUGGUUUCGGGAUGAAUCAGUCAAUUGAGGCAUUUGUUUAUUGCAUUUUUGGUGCACAAGUCAAUGUCAGAUCAUUAAUCUUGGGUUCAUCAUCAACGUGAGUUCCUUGUACUAGUCAUAGAUGCAAUCAGGAAGCCAGACAUUUCGAAGAGCGUUCAAAGUUUUUAGCUUACGAUUGGAGAGGCAAAAGUCCGGCUUGAUCCUGCACUAUAACCAGGCACUUAGCUUAUGCCCUUAAAUAUUCUUCUGAACACUCAGAGUGCUGCUGGGUAUGAUAACAGCCUGAAGAAGGCAUGUUCUGGCAUGAGGCUGGGAGUUAACAAGUCAGUGAAUUUGGAGAUGAAAUCAUUUAGAGUAAGGCACAUGAAUUGGGGCUCAUGAAAAAUCAGCAAACCGACCUCUCAUCCGUCAAAUAAGAUUGAUGAAAAGCGAAGCUCUUUGAUCCAGGAGCCGUUUCGUAACCCAAGCAGGAGCAACAGCGAGACGAAUCAUUAUUAAAGUCGGUUUGAUUUCAGCUGGACUGGCCUCGGCCUUCUUGAUUCAUCGAUUCUUCUUCUGAAAGCGUUCAACCAUGAAUAUCACGACUCCCACUAUCAGAAGCCAUGCAUUUUGACCAAGGUAGCUGAUCACUUAUCCAGCAGUCUUGGAAAUGAAGCUGACUAUUGAACGAAUGAGACCUGGGAGAAUUCCCGCGAUCUUACUUCCAAGAGUCCUAAAAUAAUUUUUAACUCCUUUGACCAUAGAUUUCAGGCCUCUUGUUAAUGCGCUCACAAUCAGUCCAAUCGUUGUUUCGACUGCGAGUACAACAACUGAGACCGUCAAGCCAUACCUCUAGAACAUGUUUCUCACUCUCUCUUGUUGAAGUGCCUUCUUCAAGUUCUUCUCUCUCAUUCUCAAUUCUCUGUUAUCCUUUCUCUUUCUCCUUCUCUUGUUGCUCGAUCUUCGUUCUCAUCAUUGGCAAUCCCCAGAUCGUCCUGAAUAGACUUCUGUUUCUCUUUAAUUUCGUCAUCCUUCUGAGCAAUCAAAACCUCUCGCUCUGGGCAAAGUAAGGUUUUGAUUUGUUUAGGUAGUGAUGGAUUCAUUCUUUGCUCUUUGGUACCCCUUUCUUUAAAACACAAGGGAUGUCUCUUCUUGCCCUAACCAAACAUCUUUACCUGCAACCUUCCAGCUUUACUGUAAGAGACCUCAAGUUCCAAAGCUUUUGCCUCAGGAUAAAUUAUGUUAAUAAUUCCAUUGGAUCGUGAGAUUCUGAAGGAUCAUGGAGUCUUCUUCCCAAGAGCUCUUUCUGAUGAGCUUAUUUUCGAGCUCAGGGUUGCACCUGUCGGCAGUGUUGUAAUAGAAUUCGAACUAGAAAAUCUUGCUUAAGAAUUAAAUUAUAUCCAGCUUGGGUAUGAAGUUAUAUACAGUCAAGACCUUGCUGAUGAGGGCUUGUCUAACUACAAAAAUGGAAAGAGAAGAGGAAAGAGAAGACAUUUAAUCCUAACAUCACCGAGGUGAAGGUGAUUGUCAGUGGAAUCCCAAAUAAAAAUUACAGUCAAGGAAUGAAGAUAGGAGAUAUGUGGGAAGAAGUCUUCAGAAGAUUUGGUAAGGAAAACAGCGCGAUGAAUGCAAUAGACUCUUAUACCGGAAACAGAUUCAAUCCAUUCAUCGAUCUCAGAAGCAUGAAUGACAAUGAUCGUCAUGGAAGUGGAUUGAGAUUUGUGAAUACGAAAGAAGGAGUUCAGCUCGCAAUUGACAGGUAAGUAUCAGGCUCAGGGAAUGUUAAAUGUCAAAUCCUCAUCUUCUCAGGUGCUCAACUCAAAAUCAUGAACCGUGAGCUUGAAAGCGUGACUUAUUAAUGACAUUACUUCUCAUUUACAAAGACACAAUUUUGACUGAAGAACAAUUCAAGGCACAUCACGACUUCUUUGCGAGAAGAUACAACAUUGAUAUUUGAAAAUCUUCACCCAAGCAAUCAACACCCUUUCAACGAUGCUGAUGGCGCGAUAAGAGGAUCAUUCAAGAUGAUAAUGUUCACACCCUCUUCAGAACUCAAGAGUGAGACAUUGUGAACAGAAUGUGAAAAUUAUUCACCUGUGAACAAUUAAAGUUGCCUUUAAAAUCAAAGCUGAUUUCAAAAUGUGCAAGAACUGUUUUUUGAAAUCAAGAUUGAUUUCAAGGUUGACUUGAAAUCAAGGUUGAUUUUAAAACGUGCCAGAACCCACAUAACUACUGAUGGUGCUGAUAAUUAAUGAUAAUGAAUCUAAUAGUGAUUGUGCCAUAACAUCAGUAUUCAUAUACUCCAUACCUUCUUUAUACAUUUCCUUUGGUACUGACAAGGAGAAUUCAUUUAACAAUCAAAGCUUCUCAGGGUGGCGAUCAUUCCUUUUGUUCUCAUGAUCGUAAUGAAUGAUCCAGCAAUAUUACUGUAAGGAAAAAUAAGAUGCUGACACUCAGGGUUUUGAUUGGUUAAAAGGAUCUUGCAUGAAGUGCAACAAUUGUCUCAUUGAUUUACAAAUAACUGUUCAUCUUAUCAGGAGUCGAAGGAAACGAAAAAAGCACACGGCAAGGCUUCAUGUUGGUAAGUAAUAUUACUUUCUCUUGCAUGUCCAUUUCGUUCGUCUCCCUUAAACAUGCAUAUGUUUGAUAUGAUCUAUUCUGACUUAUUUUUUGAUUGUAUUAGGUAAUGCACUCUCUAACCAAGAGGAGGAGAAUAUAAUCCCCUUUCUCCCAUCUGAAGGCCGGCGAGCUGUUGAUGAAGCAGUUUAUACAGAAAUAGGAAGUCCGUUGUGCGAGGAAUAUACACUCUUGAAACCUGCACCUGAUAGAUGUCGCUCAGAGUAUCAAAGUCUGAUCAAGCCUAACGAAGGUAUGUUAUGUGGUGCACACUAACCCUAUUAAAGGGAUCAGCACCACUUGAUACGGUAUAUCUUUGUCUGUUAAUUAUUUAUUUUUAAAAGUCCCAAGGCUUGCCCUUCUUCACUUUGUCAGACUUUUAUUUUAUGAGAAUUUCCCCUUUUCAUGCUGCAAGCAAAGAGAGACAACUUCAAUCUGUAGAUGAUUAUAUUAUUAUUUAUGUCAAGUCUGUUGGGAGAAAUUGUCGUACGACUAUUUCAUGACACCCAUACGUAGAUUAAUUAUAUCUCUCAGUUAAUGCGUGUGCUAUGAUUGCUAUGAUUGGUUAAGUUUGGGGGUCGUUUAUCACUGUGGAGCCCGCUAAAUUUAAAGUUUCUUUACUUUGAAUCUGUCCCCUCUAAUUGAACCGAGAGAUAUAAUGAAUAUCUUACAAACCUUUUUUUUUCCGGUCUGUGAUGUACCUUUUCCUUUUUGCUUUGUGCCUGAGCCGCAAAUGCGAGUGGAAAAAGUUGGUCCAUAUCUUACUUUGCCAACUCAGUCAGUUAGAGGUAUAACUUAAAUCUUAUCUAUCAUUGCCUCUUCUCGCGCUUCUUCUUUUCAGAUUAUUCUGGUUACUUAAUUCCACUGGAAGAAACAGUAUCUACCGAUUGUCACCCAGAUGGAGCUAUUCUCAGCGAACUCCAAAGUCCAAAGCCGCCUCAGUAUAAGCAUAAAGAUAAAAUCUAUGAUUAUGCUAAACCAGAAGGAAUCAUUAUGUUAACAGCCAGUCGCUCAAGUUUAGACAGUCUUGACUCCCAUAGACAAGCUGAUGUUCCUUCGUCGCCGAAAAAUACAACCUUCCAAGGAUCUAAUUCUCCUAGAUCACCAGGGGCCUCUUCAAAGGAGCCCUCGCAUGACAAGGAGGGUGAUGACUCAUUACAAGCAGAUGAUUAUAUCGAAGUUCUCCCAAAUUUAGUGAUUGGAUCAUAAUAGUUGACAGGGUUAAGGAUGGUCUCAGUUCCCACGUUCCCACAUUCUGUCUUGCCCAUCUCCCAUCCUCCAUUCCUGUAACGCCAUCACUGCUGGUCAAUUAUGAACAAAAUAACGUGCAUUGUUUUGCAUUUCUCUCUCAUUUAUGUACAUCAUAUGAAACAUUAUAGCGGAGCUCGCAGAGCGUAGCCCCAUAAUUAUAAAAAAUAAUAGUGACCCAUCAAGCCGAAAAAUUUUGGAUGUACGACCGUACGACUGACCGUACAAGGUGCUUCUUUUAGCAUGCGCGGCCACCUGUACUACGGGCACUAUCUUCUAAUCAGUCCUCUACACGGACACGGAGAAGUUGCGAAUGAAAAUCCAUUAAUAUUACCACGCACUUUAUCCGUAGUAGGGGCUUUAGUUUUGUUGAAGAGAAGUGCGGGAAAAAAAUGCGAGCUACGCUUUUAGGCUUGCCUAAAUCUAUAUAUUAUUUCUCGCUCCCAGUCUUCUCUUCUUGUCUCCUGUUUCCCUCACUUCUGCGUCUCUCCACCGUGGGAUUCUUAACCCUUUAAAUCCCAAGAUCUGAUCGUUCAUUCUCCCCUCAUUAGAAAUUCUUUCUUGGUCACUCUCGGGAGUUAAAGGGUUAACUUUCACGUGUUUUUUUCAAUUUGGAAAAGACUCAAGAUCUCAGAUCCAGCUUAGUUCUGUUGUGUACUUAGCUCACUUGAGGAGAAGGAUUCCCAAACAACCAUUCAAUUUUUAUUUCCGGUAAUAAAAGGUUAGUAAAGACAUUUACAGCAUACCGCAUUUUGAGAUUCCAAAGAGGGACGUAACGUCAAGAAACUUAGUUCAAAAGGUGCUUAAAACUCCAAUUUGACCGUUGCCAUUUUGAAAAUAACUAAAAGAGGCUAUCUUUGGAAUAUCAAAACACUUUCAGUUUCGUAAUCUUCUAUAGGCUUUUUACUGACCUAGGUGAAAGCUUAAAGGUUUCAUGAGAUGACCGGUUUUCCAAACGUUGCGAAGCCCCUAGAGGCCCGUGAUGAAAAAUUCCUGAAAAGAAUUCAGAUACGCAGACUGCAACGCAGGCAAUCCCUUUGGAGACAUUCCCACGAGAGGCUCCUCUCCAGACUUCAUGCGGCCAAAGACGCUAGAGAGAGGGCCUCGGAACUAGGCUGUAGCUGCUCGAGAAAUUAGGGAAUCAGUUUAUUUCUGAUCACUCGGGUCUUGAAUUUUUCGGGUGGAUGACUAAAAACGCUAGAACUGAGCCCAUUUUCAAAGAAGGCCAUGUUUUACAAAUUCAGCUAUUU
Messenger RNA from Pocillopora meandrina, 11492 nucleotides. The record is from the annotation of a GenBank genome assembly. NCBI's taxonomy places the organism in Eukaryota, Metazoa, Cnidaria, Anthozoa, Scleractinia, Pocilloporidae.